This is a messenger RNA of Sarcophilus harrisii (Tasmanian devil), 2364 nucleotides long. RefSeq names its product methyltransferase like 21C (gene METTL21C). Gene Ontology annotation, cellular component: cytoplasm; cytosol. Lineage: Eukaryota; Metazoa; Chordata; Mammalia; Dasyuromorphia; Dasyuridae. The transcript is spliced from 5 exons. The record is from RefSeq and is a predicted model, not a curated record. Gene Ontology annotation, molecular function: protein-lysine N-methyltransferase activity. Gene Ontology annotation, biological process: peptidyl-lysine methylation. The coding region runs from base 705 to 1541 and encodes 278 amino acids.
UUAUGUAUAAAUUAUUUAAAAUUUACAUUUACUGGGCUUUCAUCCUAGGCUCUUCUCUUUUCUUAAAUGAAGAACCUUUUCCCUAAUAGACUGCCUCUCGUUUGCCACAAAAUAACUGCAGGAGCUUCAGCUAAUUUUUUCCAGAUGAGUGUUCCCUGAUUUCCUGCUCCCUGCCGUUUGCCCCAAACACUUCAUUUUAAGAUCCAAAUCUUGGUCUCGCUUGUAUCCUUUCACCGGAGCGUUCUACUUUAAUCUUGGGAGUUCCUGCUCACACUACCCUGCUUUAUCUCUAAUUUUAUUCCACGCCUGUUUGGCGUAGGAUCUUUGCAGGGUACCAGAGAGCAAACAAAUCUUCCCUAAUCUUCUCCACCCCCAUCCCAAAGGAACCAAAAAGUUACAUUUUUCAAAUGACAUCUCAGCAACAGAGCGAACAGUUCCCUUUCUGGAUCUUUGAAGAGAGCUUAAUUGCAUGGCAAGAACUACAUUAAGAAGUGUAACAUAGUAACUUCCCUGUAAGAGCGGGUGGGUAAUGAUACCUUAAAUAGAACAAACUUCUGCUGGCUGGCUUUUGUGCAAGAACUAAUUCUUUCAGGUGCAGAUCUAUAUAAAACCCAGAAGGGACUGGAGGAUGCACAGGCAGCUUCAAACUUGUUCUGGUGCAGAAGCUUUUUGUGUGGGUAUUUCCCAUCUAGCUAGGUCACAUUAUGGAUGUGUGUUCAAAUUCUGCUAAACAUCCUGUGUUGCUUAAAGAAUCAAAAACAGAAAAUAAGGACAAAUCUCAAGUCAAAUUUCAAGAAAAUGAAUUAAUUCCUAAGUUACAGGAGAAUGAUGUUUAUUCCCAAGCUAAAGAAGAAUGCCCUGACUCUAGAAAAGAUUUCAAUGACACAGGAUCCUCUUCUCUUCCUAGUAUCCAGAAAUUUCUUCCUAUAAAUUAUAACAGUUAUACUAAGGAACAUUAUUCAUAUGCAGGCAAGAAUAUUAUAAUUCAAGAAUCAAUAGAGAACUACGGAGCUGUAGUGUGGCCAGGUGCUGUAGCUUUGUGUCAGUAUUUGGAGCAACACAGUGAAGAACUCAAACUUCAAGGUGCUGCAGUCAUUGAAAUUGGGGCUGGACCAGGCCUUGUGUCAAUUGUGGCUAGUUUAUUAGGAGCACAUGUGACAGCAACUGAUCUUCCUGAUGUGCUAGGAAAUCUCCAAUACAACAUUUUUGAAAAUACACACCACUGUAAAGUACACCAACCUGAAGUGAGAGAACUGGUAUGGGGGGAAGAUCUUGAACUGAAUUUUCCUAAGUCAUCUCACUAUUACGAUUUCAUUUUAGCUACUGAUGUGGUGUACCAUCAUUACUUUCUGGAUAAAUUGUUGACCACAAUGAUACAUUUAUGUCAGCCAGGGACAGUGUUGCUCUGGGCAAACAAAUUCAGAUUCAGUACAGAUUAUGAAUUUUUAGAAAAAUUCAAGGAAAUUUUCAAUACAACACUACUUGCUGAAUUUCCAGAGUCAACAGUCAAGCUUUUUAAAGCAACACUAAAAUGGGACUAAAGUAAAAUGGGGAAAAAUGUAUCAUACUAGCAUGCUUUUUAAAGGAAAAGCUGAUGCACUGUAUUUUAGGCAAAACGGAGAACUUAAAUUUACAUGAGAACUCAAAUUAAGAUGAAUUUAAGUUAAGUUAAGCUUUGGAGACAUACUUAAGUCCAGAAACUAAUGUUAUGCCAAAUUUUAUAUGUAUAUGUCUCUAUAUAAAUACAUAUCUAUAUAGACACAUCUCAAAUUUUAUAGUAAAGAAAUCAUAUUACAUACUUUGAAAUAGUAAUGUUUACUUUAUAAUUCACAUUACAAGUACAAACUCACCUUAUUGAACUUACUCCCAUAUAUUAGAAACAAAUGCCCCCAAAUUAACUGAAUCACAACUUAUACUUUUUAAAACUAUCUAAGAAACGAAAUACCAAGCAAAGAUAUAACCAACAGUUUAAUAUAAAACCGAAUUCUCUGUAAAUUUGGCCAGAAUGUGGUCAUAGCCUUUUGAAACCACAAAUCCAAAGCUCUAAAAUCUACAACUUUACACUAAAUUUGUAGUAUAAUGGACACAUACUUAUGUGUUAAAAGAUGCAUUUACUCAAUAACCUAAAUUUAAGACAAUUCUGAGUAAUUAUUAAGAUUAAUGCAAAACUCUUAGAGCAAUGAAGGAUUUAGGGAGAUAAAGAUAGCUGCUAGGGACAAUUAGGCUUUUAAUUAUGAUGUAACACCAGGUUUUACUAAAUUAGUAUACUUUUGUUACUUUUAUUAGAGGUACACUAAAAGCUUGGUAUUACAAGUUUUGAAAACAUUAGCUUGAAAUAGUCCUUUCAUUAUUCAAUAUGCUGUA